Conger conger (European conger) is the source of this 5237-nucleotide messenger RNA. It is a transcript of the gene tut4, whose product is annotated as terminal uridylyl transferase 4. The transcript has 30 exons. Lineage: Eukaryota; Metazoa; Chordata; Actinopteri; Anguilliformes; Congridae. Gene Ontology annotation, molecular function: RNA uridylyltransferase activity; zinc ion binding; nucleic acid binding. The record is from RefSeq and is a predicted model, not a curated record. The coding region runs from base 225 to 4796 and encodes 1523 amino acids.
UUGCCCACAAUGCUGUGCGGUGUGCAGCCUAACAUGGCGAAUGUUGCUGCUGUUUUUAUCAGGGCCUUGGAUAUAUGAUACCAAAACACAACACGAAGAUGGAAACUGUUUAAUGUCUGUUGGAUUAAGAGGAAUCUGCAAAAAGGGUACUCAGUGGGCUGUGUUGCUCAUUCCUGGUGACACAGAAACAUAGAGGAAUAGAUAAUCACUGAGCAGAGGGAGCUAUGGAUGACAGCUUGAGCCCCAAGAGAGCAGUCAGACCCUCUCGUGGGGAAGCCAGAGGGGGGAAAACUCCAUCCUCCAAACCCAUAAAAGAGGCCUCCCUCCAGAAGGGCCAGGACUGCGCCAAGACCGUCAACAGGAGCGGCGGCCAGGGCAAAGCCCCAGCACACGACGAGCCGCGAGACGCCAGCAAGCAGGGCGGGCAUGGGGCGGGCAGGGCGCCAGGGGCCCACGACCCACCACGUGCUAAGCCUCGCAGGCUGACCGGGAGGACCAGCCCCGGGGAGCGCCCCAAGCCCAGGCCCCCCAGGCCCCACCAGCCACAGGCGGAGGCCCCUGAACCCCUCGAAAGGUCCGACACUGUGGGGGCCAAAGCGGCUCCCCCCCUCAGGAUUGGGAUGGAGAAAACCCGCACGGACCGGCCUCACAACAGCACGGUCGACAGCCAGAGUGCAAAGGCCCCCUCAGACCCAAAGGAGUCCUCUGGUGAGGGCGUAGGAGGGCCCGUGCUGGAGUCCAUGGCUGGGGUGGGGCUAGAGGAGGCUCUGGACGAGCAGGCUCUCACCUCCGAACAGCAGCUGGGCCUGAAGCAGGCGGAAGAGCGGCUCGUCAGGGACUACAUCCACCGGCUCCUUAAGCGCUCUCCAGAGUACCCCAAUUUCCAGUACCUAUGCACUCUGUGCUCGGUGCACAUGGAGAACAUCCAGGGCGCUCACAAACACAUCAAAGAGAAGAGGCACAAGAAGAACAUCAUGGAGAAGCAGGAGGAGAACGACCUGCGCGCACUGCCCUCUCCCUCGCCAGCCCAGCUGCAGGCCGUGGACACGGCGGUAAUGGCGGCCGUCCACCAGCAGGGCAUCUCCGAGGACGACUACCUCCUGCGACAGGACAUCGUCAGCAGGAUGGAGAAGAUCAUCCAGCAGCAGCUCUCUGCCUGUUCUCUGCGGCUGUACGGUUCCUGCUUCACCAAGUUCGCCUUCAAAACCAGCGACGUCAACAUCGACGUGGCUUACCCUUGCAACAUGACUCAACCUGAUGUUUUGAUACAAGUACUGGAAAUCUUGAAACGUAGCUCUCAAUUCACAGAAGUGGAGUCUGAUUUCCACGCCAAAGUUCCAGUUGUGUUCUGUAGGGAUGCCAACAGUGGUCUGGUGUGUAAAGUGAGUGCAGGCAAUGAUGUCGCCUGUCUGACGACGGAUCUCCUGGCAGCACUGGGCAAGAUGGAGCCCAGGCUUAUUCCCCUGGUCUUGGCCUUCCGCUACUGGGCAAAGCUGUGUCACAUUGACUGCCAGGCGGAGGGUGGAAUCCCCUCCUACUCCUUCGCCCUGAUGGUGGUGUUCUUCCUGCAGCAGCGGAAAGAGCCCAUUCUCCCAGUCUACCUGGGAUACUGGAUGGAGGGCUUCGAGGUGAAGCGGGUGGAUGAGUACCACCUGACAGGGGUGGGGCUGGACGGCGCGUUCGUGGGCUGGGAGCACAAGCCGCCUCCGAGCGGGGAGGGCAGGACCGACGGCAAGGCCAAGGCUGAGCCGAAGAAGCCUGUGGGCCGGAAGAACGAGCCUGGGGAGGGGGAGGCCAGGACCGGGAAGGCUACAGAGGGAAUGACGCGGCUGACGAUGCCCGGGGCGGGGCAGGGAGUGUCCCUGGGGCAGCUGUGGCUGGAGCUGCUGCGCUUCUACACGCUGGAGUUCUGCCUGGAGGAGCACAUCAUCAGCAUCCGCCUGCGCCAGCUGCUCUCCCGCGAGGCCAAGAGCUGGCCCCGCCGCAGGCUGGCCAUCGAGGACCCAUUUGCCCUGAAGAGGAACGUGGCGCGCAGUUUGAACAGCCAGAUGGUGUUCGAGUACAUCCAGGAGCGUUUCCGCACUGCCUACAAGUACUUUGCCUGCCCGCAGAGCAAGGACGGGCCUGCUAGGGGGCGACAGAGAGGCAAGAAGGCCACAAGGGCCGCAGCUAAGGCGGAGGGAAAGGCUGAAGGAGGGGCACAGGAUCAGGAGGACACCGACCCGGGCGUUCAGGAGACUGAGGAAGAGGAGGGGAGCGAGGAAGAGGACGAUGGCGAUGACGAUGGGGACUUGAACGAGGAUGAAGAGAGCCCCACCCAGGGGAGUCCCAGGUCACCAGCGACGGACCGCCCCUCCCGCGGCUCCUCCCCUUCCAUUUUGCCUGCCCCUCAGGGCACGGCUGUGGAGAACGGGCUGCUGGGAAGUGAGGAAGAGGAGGAGGAAGAGCGGGCAGUCAGGCGGGAAGUGGUGGAUGUACCGCCUGAGGCUCUGCACUACAUCUUCGACAGAAUGAUCUUCACCGGUGGAAAGCCCCCCACGGUGGUGUGCAGUAUCUGCAAACGGGACGGUCACCUGAAGGACGAGUGUCCCGAAGACUUCAAAAAGAUCGAGCUGAAGCCACUGCCACCCAUGUCCGAACACUUCCGCCAGAUCCUGGACGGACUCUGCCGCCUGUGCUACAAUGAGUUGUGCCCUCUACCAGUGGAGCAGCAGAAGAGAGAGCAGAUUUUAGCCAGUUUGGAAAGGUUCAUCAGAAAAGAGUACAAUGAGAAGGCGAGGCUCUGUCUCUUUGGCUCCUCGAAGAAUGGCUUCGGUUUCCGUGACAGCGAUCUGGACAUCUGCAUGACCCUGGAAGGUCAUGACACGGCAGAGAAACUGAAUUGUAAGGAGAUUAUCGAAGGCCUGGCUAAGGUUCUGAAGAAGCAUACUGGUUUAAGGAAUAUCUUGCCUAUCACAACAGCUAAAGUGCCUAUCGUCAAAUUUGAACACAAACAAAGUGGACUGGAAGGAGAUAUAAGCUUGUACAACACUCUGGCACAGCACAACACCAGAAUGCUGGCUACAUAUGCAGCUAUUGAUCCUCGUGUGCAAUACCUGGGCUACACAAUGAAAGUCUUUGCUAAGCGCUGUGAUAUCGGGGACGCAUCGCGGGGAAGCCUGUCCUCCUACGCCUACAUCCUGAUGGUGCUAUACUUCCUGCAGCAGAGACGCCCCCCGGUCAUCCCCGUACUGCAGGAGAUAUUUGAUGGGAAGACUGUUCCUCAGAAGAUGGUUGACGGCUGGAACGCCUUCUUCUUUGAUGAUAUUGAGGAACUGAAGAGGCGUCUUCCCGAGCUCGGGAGGAACUGCGAGUCGGUGGGCGAGCUGUGGCUGGGCCUGCUGCGCUUCUACACCGAGGAGUUUGACUUCAAGGAGCACGUCAUUAGCAUCCGCCAGCGGAAGCGCCUCACCACCUUCGAGAAGCAGUGGACCUCCAAGUGCAUUGCCAUCGAGGAUCCCUUUGACUUGAACCACAAUCUGGGAGCUGGAGUUUCCCGAAAAAUGACGAAUUUCAUCAUGAAGGCAUUCAUCAACGGGAGAAAGCUGUUUGGAACACCUUUCUACCCUCAGCCUGGACUGGAGGCGGACUACUUCUUCGACUCCAAGGUUCUUACGGAUGGUGAGCUGGCUCCCAAUGACAGGUGCUGCCGGAUCUGCGGGAAGAUCGGGCACUACAUGAAGGACUGCCCCAAGAGACGCAGGAUUAAGAAGAAGGAGAACGAGAAAGAGGAGGAUGUAAAGGAGGAGGAGAGGGAACCGCGGGAGCGCCGCUGUUUCCAGUGCGGGGACCCGGGCCACGUCCGCCGCGACUGCCCAGAGUACCGCCAACUCCGCCAGAAGAGCACUGCAGGCCCAGUCCCUCAGAUGGUGCGCACUAUGGUGAGCUCUCAGUCCAUUCCAGUCCCCCAGACAGGUGUGGGGGUACAGGACCGUCCUGGAAGGAUCAGGCAGUCCUCCGAGUGUUCAGAGAUACGGCAGACUCCGCCCUACUCCCCACAAGCCACGCCCUUCAGCCAGGGCGUGGCCCAGCCCUCCAGCUCUCCCCAGACGACCCAGGUCAAGGCCCCGGGGCCCCACAAGGCCCCGCCCCAGGCUCAGGCUCAGGCCCCAGCACCUGCCCAGGCCCCGCACCCGCACCCCCAGGUCCAACUGCCGCUCUUCAACUUCCCCCACUCGCACCCGGGCCAGUUCCACCCAGGGCUGCCAGCCCUGAGCAUGCACCACCCUGCCCCCCUCACCUCCACCUCCUGGCCGAUCCACGGCCCCGUCAUCCAGACCAGCGGGGCCUCGGGCCCCCACCCCUCCCCACCGGGCCUGGGCUUCCCCAUGGGCUCCGGCCCGGUCAACGGCAACGGCGCCGGCUCCCCCGGCAACCCCAACCCCAUGAGCCUCAAUGAUCCCAGCAUCAUUUUCGCCCAGCCGGCCGGGAGAGACGGGCACUGGCACAACCACCUCGCACCGGGGGCACUGGUGGGGAACGGCACUCCGGGGAAGACAGACCAGGGCUACCAAGGACAGUUUGCAAAAUUGACCCAAGGCCCCAUGUCCUGGGAGCAGGGCAACCCCGCUCCAUUCUCCUUGUCCCCCUCCUGGUCCUACAGAAUGCCCCAAGGCCUCCUGCAGCCGGGCAAUGGGCCCUUCCAGCAGAACAAGGCUUUCAUCUCGCCAGGGUCCAUGGUGCACAAUAAUCAGCAUUUCCCCCUCCUCCCCCACGGACGGCACGUCAAUCUCAACUACAUCCAACAGAAGAAGUGAAACCCCCAUACUUUUUAUUUUAUUUUCCACGUGUUCAAGGUCUCAUCCAAACAAAAAGGAAAUAUAUUUUAACUUCACAUCAUUUGGUCAUACAGACACAAGUUUUUAAAACAAAUGUAUAAUUUUUGUACAGUUUUUACUUUUUGUGUCAUCACAUUGAUUUGUGAUACAAAUGUCAAAUAUUUUAAUGCCCCCAUUUUUGAAGGGGUCCAAAAAGUGUUUUUUUAUUUGUAAAGGAAGGAUAAAAUAUGUAUUCCUUUAUUUUGAUUAGCUGUACUUAUACUUUGCUUGCUGAAGGACAAAGGCUUUGAGUAGAGGUAUGUUUAAAAAAACAUACAACCCUAAUCACAUAAUUAUGUAGUGUUGGAAAAGUCCCUAAAAGAAGAAAAAAAAGAAAAAAAUGUAAAAAGAAAAAAAAUAAAGAAAAAAGCAAACGAACAA